Rotaria sp. Silwood2 is the source of this 429-nucleotide messenger RNA. The record is from the annotation of a GenBank genome assembly. NCBI's taxonomy places the organism in Eukaryota, Metazoa, Rotifera, Eurotatoria, Philodinida, Philodinidae.
AUGGGUGAAUCAAAUAUAACACUUUCUGAUCAAAUGCAUCAAAUAUUUAUUUUAUCAUCUAAACCAGUGGCUGAUCAUACUGGCACAUAUGUUGUAUUAUUAUUAACUAUUCUUCUAUUUAUUCUUCUAUUUUAUUUAAUGUAUAAUUUUAUUUCAUAUAAACGCUAUUCAAUAUCUCGAAAAAAUCAAAUGAAUUCAUCUUUAUAUUCAACAGAACAAUUAAAUGAUCAUUUAUCAUUUGUUCUUGGUCAAACAAUUAAGUCUAAACCUGAAAGUCAUGUAAAAUUAAAUGAUGAAUUAAAAAUUCCAUUGCAUCGAUUACCAUUACAAACAACUACUACAUUAUCAAUGUAUCCAAAUUUAAGACAAACAAAAAAUUUUAUUUCAAAUCAAUAUGAAAUUACCAAUCAACUUAUUUCUGAUCUCUGA